AUGCGUUGGGAGGUUUUUCUACUUAUCAUUGCUUUCCAUCAAUUGUCAUUAGCAAUACGCAUUGCUGUAAUAAAUAAUGCAAUAUUUGAUCCGAUCGAUGCUAAUUACUGGUUAGCUAAUAUCUCUAACGUUAUAUCACGUGAUUCAUGUAUUUGUCAAUGCUAUGCGAAAUCUAACUGUGUCACAGCUAAUUAUUAUGGUUUUUAUCAAGAAUGUAUACUGUUUUCAGCAGCACUACGUUUAGGACAUCUACAUGCGAUGACCAUUGGUGAAAAUACAACUGUUAUAAGCUUCGAAAGCAGAAGUUCUGUCGCUGUUAUCACAGCAUAUGAUACAACUUCUAUCUCUCAAACUGUUGCAAACAAUUCGUGCAAUACAUCUACUAGUUAUGCUAUUAAAUACACAACUUCACCAACUACUUAUCAGAAGCAAACGUAUACAUACACAGCCGCAUCCACUAGUAUGAACACAUUAGAAUUCGGUUUCAAAGCUGUAAAUCCAGCAAAGGCUUGGCAUCUUGAUGAUGUCAGUAUUAUAGAUAAAAAUGCAUCCAACUCUGAAAUGCUUGUAAAUGGUGGUUUUGAGAAUGGUACUUUAAUUGGUUGGCAAGUGCUCUGUUCCAGUCUCAAUUGUGGAACAACAAGUGCUGUUACCACGACACAUGAUACAACUUCUGUCUCCCAAACUGUUACUAACAAUUCCUGCAAUGCAUCUACUAAUUAUUUUAUUACAUAUACAACUUCACCAACGACUUAUCAGAAACAAACAUAUACAUACACAGCCGCAUCCACUGGCAUGAACACAUUAGAAUUUGGUUUUAAAGCUGUAAAUCCAGUGAAGACUUGGCAUCUUGAUGAUGUCAGUCUUAUAGAUAUAAAUGCAUCCAACUCUGAAAUGCUGGUCAAUAGUGGUUUUUAG
This is a messenger RNA of Rotaria sp. Silwood2, 918 nucleotides long. Lineage: Eukaryota; Metazoa; Rotifera; Eurotatoria; Philodinida; Philodinidae. The record is from the annotation of a GenBank genome assembly.